This is a messenger RNA of Branchiostoma belcheri (Belcher's lancelet), 1207 nucleotides long. RefSeq lists its product as uncharacterized. NCBI's taxonomy places the organism in Eukaryota, Metazoa, Chordata, Leptocardii, Amphioxiformes, Branchiostomatidae. The transcript is spliced from 2 exons. Bases 67 to 1056 code for a protein of 329 amino acids. The record is from RefSeq and is a predicted model, not a curated record.
CAGUAGUCCUAUUCCGAUUCAUAAGUGUUCUUCUGGAGGACCGUAUCGCCCGUUCCAAGGCUCACCAUGUCCCUACGUGCCGUCAACACGAGUAUGUUGAUGCCCCAAGCAUUGCAAAACGCCAUGACCGAUGCAAUGAGUACGGUUGACGACGUGAAGUUGUCUAAGCUGUCUUCUAUCAUGCGUGUUACCUUGGAUAAGGCAAGAGAUAAGCGUCAAAAGGCGAAGCCAAAACCGCCACAACCGGUACCGGUACUGGUACCUUGUGACUGUGCGUGGUCUUGGCUGAUGGGACCUCAUAUGCACCUACAGUAUGUAUUCACGGGCGGCCGACCUCAGCCUGAGGGUGCACGACCACCACCCAAGGUAUCCUACUUCCGGACCCUUCUAAAUGAACUGAAACUUGUUUCUGAGGUCGGGGAACUUGUUUUCAAUGUCUACGAGUUCGCGUUUGAUUUCGUUGAGUGGGUGCUCAUUAAGUAUCUCGCAGAAAAUCCUGAGAAACAGAUCGCUAUCAAGAAGGCCUGUCCAGUUGAAUGGGCAAAGAUUGACUCUAAGCUAACUUUUGUAAAGGAGAAGAUGGAGAGCAUUGACCAGAAGUUUGAAGAAGCCAUGGAAAUAGUGGAAAUGGCUGUAAACUUGGACAACGACUCAGAAACAGAAAGGGCUCUGCAGAGGUACAAGUCAAUCCAGAGCGACAUUCAUCCCGUGUUUGACACUUGCAUCGAAUGUUUGAAGAAAGCAGAAGGCGUGCUUGAAACUCUGAAUCAUAAAAUCGAAGAGAUGAGGAAGAGUUACAAGGAUAGAGCGACAAAAAUCACGUUAUUCGCGUCAAUAGCUGCUGGUGUCGCCGGCUGCCGGCUAGAGGGUAUGCGGGAAAAGAUCAGUAUUGCUGCCCUUGCGCUGGUUGCCUCCUUAGGUUGUAUUGGAUUCGCAGUCCGCCAGCGCAACGAGUUAGGCAACGACCUGACAUAUUAUAACACCAAAAUGAACCUUAUCAUGGAAAUCGACCUCAGAAGAAGAAAAUUGGCAGAUGGUCCCCCUUCCAAGCAUUAAGAUGAUUUUUGUGUUUCCUGAAAUGGCAAAAAUCUCAAACUGAACCUGAGUAUAUCGAAAGGAUACAGUCAUUUAUGUGUCAAGUAAUACAAAAUAAAUCAUGUACUUGUAACUGGAUAAAUUUUCUGAAGAGUCAGACGUUUCAGACGGU